CUAAAUUUUCAUUUGCGUCCUAGAAGCCUUCCGGCGGCUACGCCUUCGCACACCUCGCUCGAUUGGGAGCACGGUCCUUACUCACUGACCCCGGAGGUAUCUCAGCUAUUCACCUUGCUUUCUUUCCCAAUACCAGGGUCGACCCUCGUCGCCGAAAACGAUGGGAUCGGCCGGGAGCAGCGAUGCCUUCACCCUGCAUACAGGCCUCUCCUACGGCCAGGACCCCCGGCAGAUCAUCGACCUCUUCGUCCCAACGAGAGGAAAGGAGUCACUCGAACCUCUGCCGUUGUUCGUGUACCUGCACGGGGGGGCUUGGCGAAGCGAGUCCAUUGCAGGUAACCACGACCUCGGCGCCUUCUUGGCCGGCGCAGGCAGCGCCGCAGUAGCUCUAGUCGAGUAUCGCCUCUCUCUGCUCAACGAUGGCGACGCAGUGCCCCACGUCCAGCACCCGCUGCAUCUGCUAGACGUCUACGCUGCGCUAGAAUACCUCUUGAACGAGCGCAACGCGGCAAAGUGGCACUACGAUGCGCGAAACGUCGUUGUCGCAGGCCACUCGGCGGGGGCUUGGGUGGUGUCGUCGAUGCUGCUCGAUGCUGCAGCACCGCCCCUCCAGCAAGACGAACAGCGCAUCGUUUCGGCCUGCCCACGGUUCUCACCCACGUCGAGAGCCGCGAUCAAGGCUUACGUCGGCAUUGACGGGCUAUACGACCUCGUCUACCUCGUCGAAAAGUAUCCCUCCUACAUGUCGUUUGUCUCACAGGCAUUCUACAAGACACCAAUCGCCACCAAAGAUUCCUACACAAAAGAUGAACUCCAGCCGUUGGAAAAGGUGUCGGUCAAUCGUUGGAGGCUCGCCUUGCCCGAAGACGGGAAUCACCAGCACGAGCGUACGCAGCGAACCAGAUUCUUCUUCCUACAUUCGCGCGAGGACACGCUGCUGGACGUCGAGUAUGAGCAGCAGGCUCUUGACUUCUUUGCGAAGUCAGGCGUCGACUUGCAUGUUGAUUUAGACACGCUUCGGGGCGACCACGACGAAGCCACGCACACAAAGGCCUUCUUCACUCUGCUGCAGAAGAUCAUCAGUUCGUAAUCAUGUAUUGCUGCUGGAACAAUCUAUCC
Molecule: messenger RNA, 1119 nt
Organism: Acaromyces ingoldii
Lineage: Eukaryota; Fungi; Basidiomycota; Exobasidiomycetes; Exobasidiales; Cryptobasidiaceae
Product: alpha/beta-hydrolase
Exons: 3
Coding region: 161-1090 (309 amino acids)
Molecular function (GO): hydrolase activity
Source: RefSeq, a predicted model, not a curated record